Messenger RNA from Ruditapes philippinarum (Manila clam), 3005 nucleotides. Its product is annotated as ubiquitin carboxyl-terminal hydrolase isozyme L5-like. The record is from RefSeq and is a predicted model, not a curated record. The coding region runs from base 78 to 1049 and encodes 323 amino acids. The transcript has 12 exons. Gene Ontology annotation, biological process: ubiquitin-dependent protein catabolic process; protein deubiquitination. NCBI's taxonomy places the organism in Eukaryota, Metazoa, Mollusca, Bivalvia, Venerida, Veneridae. Gene Ontology annotation, cellular component: cytoplasm. Gene Ontology annotation, molecular function: cysteine-type deubiquitinase activity.
GAGUUGUUUGGACUUCACGUGGGGAAAACAAAUUUAUUUCAGUAAAAAAGCAACAAAAACAACAAGAAACUGAUAAAAUGUCAAGCGCCGGGGACUGGUGUUUGAUUGAAAGUGACCCAGGCGUUUUUACAGAGUUAAUCAAAGGCUUUGGUUGUGAAGGUGUGCAAGUGGAGGAGAUAUGGAGCUUGGAUGAAGAAACACUGAAAGAUUUAAAACCUGUUCACGGAUUGAUAUUUCUGUUUAAAUGGGUACCAGACACAGAGCCAGAUGGUUCCAUUGUUCAAGAUAGUCGGCUGGAGAAGAUAUUCUUUGCUAAACAGGUUAUUAAUAAUGCUUGCGCAACACAGGCCAUCCUUAGUAUAUUAUUAAAUUGUAGUCAUCCAGAUCUUACCUUGGGAGAGACUCUCUCAUCCUUCAAAGAAUUUUCACAGAACUUUGACCCUGCUCUACGAGGGCUCAGUCUAAGUAACUCCGAUAUUAUCAAACAAGUGCACAACAGCUUCUCAAGACAGCAAAUGUUUGAGUUUGAUGAGAAACAAGCAAAGAAAGACGACGAUGUGUUCCAUUUUGUAAGUUACAUCCCCAUAGAUGGUAGAUUAUACGAGCUGGAUGGUCUUAAAGAUGGGCCAAUAGAUCUAGGUGCUGUACCAGAGGGCUCAGACUGGUUGGACCUUGUUAAACCUGUUCUUGAAAAACGCAUGCAAAAGUACAGUGCUGGUGAAAUCCAUUUUAACCUCAUGGCUUUAGUUUCUGAUAGAAAAGCAUGUUAUGAAAAGAGAUUACAAGAAUUAUUUGCUCAAACAGAGACAGGCGGUAUGGAGACAGAUUUAGUAAAGUCACAGAUAAGUCAGUUACAGAUGUUAGUUGCUGAUGAGGAGAGAAAGAUGAAAAAAUAUAAGAUAGAAAAUAUCCGUAGAAAACACAAUUACCUCCCUUUCAUAAUGGAAUUGUUGAAGAUAUUGUCAGAAAAGGGGCAGUUGCUACCACUAGUCGAGAAGGCUAAAGAAAAAGCAGAAAAAAGGAAAGAAGAAAAAGUGAAAGCAAAAUAAACCAGUUAGCAGUUUUCACAAUCAAGGGAACAAUGGUACAGGCAUGUCUGGCAGAGUUUAAGGUGAUGACUAUGAAACAUAUUGUGGUAUAACAGAAUGAGAGAUUUUUAAACUUUACUCUCAGUUCUUCAGAUGCUAUAUUCUCACGGAUAUCAGGCCCUUGGGAACAUACAAGCUGCCGUUGUUGCAUUUCUCAAAUGACAUAACAGUGACAGUGGAGAUGUCACAUGACAAAAACAUGGAAAAAAAAUCUAUAAAAAAAUGGAGGGGGGGGGGGUGUCAAAAAAAAAAUAAUGUUGCAUAAUGGAAUGACAGUUUGGUUCACUACAUUGGUAUUUUUCUUAAAUAACAUAACAGUGGAACAUAUAUUCUCUCACAUAACAAAAAUGUACAAAGAAUAGAUUUCAAAUUUAUUACAAAAACAAACCAACAUAUUUAAGUACAACAGAAUGACAGAUCUCUCACUGAUUAUUAAGACCCUGCUUUAAAUCUAUUAAAAAUCUUGACAUGAAAUCAUAUGUGGAAUUUUAAACUUGCCAUUUAUGAAAGACAAUUUAUUAUAAUCUGGAAAGUUUCCUAAUAAAACAGAUUUUCUACACAGGGAAAAUGGGGCUAACAGUUUGUUUAAGGGUAUGCCAUUUCAAAAAUGAUAUUUCAUAUAAAUUGUAUUAACAAUAAGAUACAGUUGAAGAUUUUUGAAAGAGUGAUAACAAAAAUGUCUCUGUUACUUUACACACAUAGAUAUUGUAUGUUAACAGAAAGACAAAAUGAGCCGCGUCAUGACAAAACCAACAUAAUGGGUUUGCAACCAGCAUGGAUCCAGACCAGCCUGCGCAUUCGCGCAGUCUGAUCAGGAUCUAUGCUGUUCGCUAUCAGUUUCUUUACUUGUAAUAGGGUUUGUAAGCGAACAGCAUGGAUUCUGAUCAGCCUGGAUCCAUGCUGGUCGCAAACGCAUUACAUUGGUUUUGUCGUGACGCGGCUCAAGUGUUCUGCAAAAAAGCAUUAUGCUGCUAUUUAAAGGAGGGUUUAGAACCUUUUAGCAUUGAUUUCAAGCAUGCACCUUUCACUCUGAUGGAAGUAUACACUCUUAUUACUAAAAUAUAAGUUUAAAUUGUCUGUUUUCAAUAUUCAAACAGUAAUUUUGUAAACUAAAGGCAGCAAAUAUAUAGCUUUUAUACACUUGAAAUAUACAUGUAGUUAAAAGGUGUAAUGGGGAAAUGGACAAAAGCUCUACCGGACAAAAGCCCUCCCAUCCAAAAAUGACAAGGCGGACAAAAGCCCUCCCAUCCAAAAAUGACAGGGCCUACAAAAGCCCUCCCGUGAAAGUAACUUUUUGUUAUUUUAAACUUUUUUUCAGCAUUUAUUAAUCUUUGAAUUUCAAAUAGGAGUAAUCCCUUUAUAUUGACCACUUACAGAUUUUAGCAUUUAUUAUUCAGAUGCAUGCUCAUAUAAAUGGAAACAAAAAUUUCAUGAUUACAGUUUUAAUAUGUUAAAUGCAUUGAAAAGAAAAUACAAAUUAUUCAACAUUCAUACAUGUAUUUGAUGAAGGAGGGCUUUUGUCUGCCCAGUCACUUUUACGCAGGAGGGCUUUUGUCCGCACUGCCAUUUUCACAGGAGGGCUUUUGUCCGCCUUGUCAUUUUUGGAAAGGAGGGUUUUUGUCCUGGAGGGCUUUUGUCCUACACUCGGUAUAAUGGUGGGUUUGUUUGGAUUUUUAAAAGAAGCUUGAUAAAUAAUUAAUAUCUGUUGUUCCAUUUUAUAUAAACAUUUCAAUAUUCUUUGGAAUUGAAAAAUGUACCAAUUAUACCAAUUACUUCAAGUCAAUUCCAUGAACAAUUAUAGGCUUAAAAGUUCAGUCUUGCUAAAAUGUAUUUAUUAAAUGAAAAAAAUGUUUUAGAUAUUUUAAUUGUUGUAAGAAAGUUAUCGAUUGAAUAAAAUGAAAUGAAUUCGUUAAAUAA